This is a messenger RNA of Myotis myotis, 2375 nucleotides long. RefSeq names its product AKT serine/threonine kinase 1 (gene AKT1). The transcript is spliced from 14 exons. NCBI's taxonomy places the organism in Eukaryota, Metazoa, Chordata, Mammalia, Chiroptera, Vespertilionidae. The coding region runs from base 246 to 1688 and encodes 480 amino acids. Gene Ontology annotation, biological process: protein phosphorylation. The record is from RefSeq and is a predicted model, not a curated record. Gene Ontology annotation, molecular function: ATP binding; protein serine/threonine kinase activity.
GCCGGCCCAGCGCGCGCGCAGCAGGCACCGGGGACGCGAGCCGCGGCCGCGCACGAUCCCCGGCCCGGCGCGAGGCCCGCCCGACAGCGCCCGCCCGGCCCGGCCCGCGGGGAUGCGGAGCGGCGGGCGCCGGAGGCCGCGGCCCGGCUAGGCCCGCGCUCGCCCGGACGCAGCGCCCGAGGCCGUGGGCACCGCUGGGCUCGGGGAGACCCGCGGAGAGCGGAGCGUGAGCGACCCCCGGCACCAUGACCGACGUGGCCAUCGUGAAGGAGGGCUGGUUGCACAAACGAGGGGAGUACAUCAAGACCUGGCGGCCCCGCUACUUCCUGCUCAAAAACGACGGCACCUUCAUCGGCUACAAGGAGCGGCCGCAGGACGUGGAGCAGCGCGAGUCGCCCCUCAACAACUUCUCCGUGGCGCAAUGCCAGCUGAUGAAGACCGAGCGGCCCCGGCCCAACACCUUCAUCAUCCGAUGCCUGCAGUGGACCACGGUCAUCGAGCGCACGUUCCACGUGGAGACCCCCGAGGAGCGGGAGGAGUGGACGACUGCCAUCCAGACGGUGGCCGAUGGGCUCAAGAGGCAGGAGGAGGAGAUGAUGGACUUCCGGUCGGGCUCGCCCAGCGACAACUCGGGGGCUGAGGAGAUGGAGGUGUCCCUGGCCAAACCCAAGCACCGGGUGACCAUGAACGAGUUUGAGUACCUGAAGCUGCUGGGCAAAGGCACGUUCGGGAAGGUGAUCCUGGUGAAGGAGAAGGCCACCGGCCGCUACUACGCCAUGAAGAUCCUCAAGAAGGAGGUCAUCGUGGCCAAGGACGAGGUGGCGCACACGCUCACGGAGAACCGAGUCCUGCAGAACUCGCGGCACCCCUUCCUGACGGCCCUGAAGUACUCCUUCCAGACGCACGACCGCCUCUGCUUCGUCAUGGAGUACGCCAACGGCGGCGAGCUAUUCUUCCACCUGUCUCGCGAGCGGGUGUUCCCCGAGGACCGGGCCCGCUUCUACGGCGCCGAGAUCGUGUCGGCCCUGGACUACCUGCACUCGGAGAAGAACGUGGUCUACCGGGACCUCAAGCUGGAGAACCUGAUGCUGGACAAGGACGGGCACAUCAAGAUCACGGACUUCGGGCUGUGCAAGGAGGGCAUCAAGGACGGGGCCACCAUGAAGACCUUCUGCGGGACCCCCGAGUACCUGGCCCCCGAGGUGCUGGAGGACAACGACUACGGCCGCGCCGUGGACUGGUGGGGGCUGGGCGUGGUCAUGUACGAGAUGCUGUGCGGCCGCCUGCCCUUCUACAACCAGGACCACGAGAAGCUGUUCGAGCUCAUCCUCAUGGAGGAGAUCCGCUUCCCGCGCACGCUCAGCCCCGAGGCCAAGGCCCUGCUGUCGGGGCUGCUCAGGAAGGACCCCAAGCAGAGGCUCGGCGGCGGCUCUGAGGACGCCAAGGAGAUCAUGCAGCACCGCUUCUUCGCCAGCAUCGUGUGGCAGGACGUGUACGAGAAGAAGCUCAGCCCGCCCUUCAAGCCCCAGGUCACCUCGGAGACGGACACCAGGUAUUUUGACGAGGAGUUCACAGCCCAGAUGAUCACCAUCACGCCCCCGGACCAAGACGACAACAUGGAGUGUGUGGACAGCGAGCGGAGGCCCCACUUCCCGCAGUUCUCCUACUCGGCCAGCGGCACGGCCUGAGGAGGCCAGCCCGGUGCUGGUGACCCGCGGGCGCCACAGGCUGGACGCCGCCUCCGUGGGUCGGGAGGGGCCCGCAGCGCCGAUCUGGAGCCAAUGUUUCUCUCUGGAGGCGAUGGAGGGACCACGCUCCUCCAGCGCGAGGACCUCGGUGCCGUGGGCAGGGCUGUCCGCACGCGCAGGGGAGGUCCUGCGGUUUUUCUUAAUUUAUUUCAUCCAGUUCUCCAGAUGUGGCCUCGCCUCCGGACGGAUUCCGGUAGGAAACGCUGAGGACUGCAGCAGCCACGUGCACUUUGGGGUCCGGUGGCCCCUGCCCGCUCCCCGGCCCCUCCCGCCACCUGUCCCUGGCUGUCAGCUGUCCCCCCUCCCCUCGGGUGGGCCAGGGGCAGCCCAGGGCGACGGCAGGCGAGGACCGUGCGGAGCAGGCGGCUGAGCCCGUCACUGUGUGCGCUGUCCAUGUGCGUUCGGGGCUCAUCUUAGAGAAGAGCCCCCCGUCCCCCCAUCCCCCCGUCCCCUCCCCGCCCCCCGCCCGUGCUUCCCCGGUAGCGCCUGUCCUGUCCUCCUAGCUUCUCUCCCGCCGCCCAGCCAGACACUGCGCUGCACCAUGGCGUUUUUUUACAUCAACUUUAGUAUUUUUACUAUUAUGAGACUUCCCUCCGAAUUCCUCAAUAAAAACGGCUUUUCAACGUC